AUGACUAAGAAAACCGAUUCCGCAACGGAAAGCCCUAAGAAAACGAAGCAAAAGGAUGAAAAACGCAAAUCAAAGAAAGACAAGGGCUCAGGAAACACUGAGAAGAGAGUCAAAAAGAAAAAAUUGGAAGUUAUAGAAGAGGUGGCGAAAACGACAGACGCUGGAGAAGCGGAACCAAUAACUGAUCUGGAGAAACCGAAGAAGAGCAAGAGAUCGGGAGAUUCCGAGAAAAGAAGUAAAAAGAAAAAAACAGAAAACGUUGAAAAUAUGGAAGGGUUGCAACAAACAACAGAAUCGUCGCCAGUUGCUGAAUUAGAGGAAACAGAAGAGAAGGAUACGUCAUCAGGAAAUAUCGAAGAGAUUGAAGAGAACAAACAAGAGGUUUCCGAAGAUAUAAAUGAUGAAUUAAAAGCAGAUGCAUCUAAUGAGUCAAAGAAAACUAAGAAAAUGAAGACUGAAGAGAGUGGUAAUAAGCCCAAGAAAUCAAAGGCCUCUGAAAAACAUCAAGAUGCUGAAACUUCGCCCACAAAGUCUAACAAGCGAAAACGUGAAGACCCUUCAGAAAUUGAUAUAUCCGAUUCUGAAGUCAAUUCUGAGGAAGAAGUCACAAACGGAGUCGCUGAAAUUGACAACUCUAAUACUAAUGGAAAUGUAGAAACUGAGGAAGUCGAAAAUCACACUGAUAGUGAAGACACUGAUAGUGAAGACGCUGAAAGCAAGAAGAUCGAGAGUCACUCUACAAACGGUAGUCCAGCAAAAGCUUUUAUUAAAACAGAAAUGUCUGAUGAUCAACAUGGAAUUUGGGUUGGAAACCUAAAUUACCAAACUUCUGAAGAAAGCCUGAGAGGUUUUCUUGAAGAGUGUGGAGAAAUUACACGAGUAAAGAUACCAAAAAACUUGGAUCAGACGCAUAAAGGCUUUGCCUACGUGGACUUUUCAUCAGCAGAUGCUGUUAAAGCCGCAGUGGCGCUUAGCGAGGGAGUGCUUGAAGGACGGAGCCUGCUGAUUAAAGAUGUCAAUGAUCGGAGCGAUAACACAAACAAUGCUGACAAGAGCGCAAUGCUGUUUGUUGGGAAUCUUCCGUGGGAGACUGAAGAAGCAGAUCUUCGAACCCAUUUUGGAGAUUGUGGAGAAAUUGUCAGUAUUCACAUGCCGGUGUUUGCUGAUUCUGGAAAAUUCAGGGGUUUUGCACGUAUUAAAUUUGCGGACGCGUCUGCUGUUGAUAAUGCUUUAUCGGAUUCCAACAAGGAGUACUUUCAUGAUCGUUCUACUCUCUUUGUGGGUAAUUUACCAUUUAGCACGUCCGAAGACGAUUUAUAUACUUUCUUUGGAGAAUCCGAGACCGUCGUAGGAGUACGUCUUCCAACAUUCGAAGAUUCUGGGAAGGUUAAAGGAUUUGCUUACAUCGACUUUGAAGACAUAGCAGCGGCCGAAAGAGUGCUUAACGAUACUUCUAAGCACACGCUCAACAACCGGCAAUUAAAAAUGGAUUACAGUCCUUCGGGGUCAAAGAACAGCCAUAGGGGUGGAAAUAAUUACGAUGGCUACCGAUCAACUCCGCGUAAACGUUCUCAAUACGGCAGCACCUUUGGAGGCAGUCGUGGGGGCGGUUAUGGGGGCGGUCGUGGGGACAGUCGUGGGGGCGGUCGUGGAGGCGGUCGUGGAGGCGGUCGUGGAGGUGGUCGUGGAGGUGGUCGUGGAGGCAACUAUGGGGGCAGCUACGGUCAACCUUCGUUUGGCAGAGGUGCUGGCGGUAGUCCGCGUGGCGCUGCUAGAGGUGUAAAUGCGAUUGCCCCACGUGCUAAGGGCAUGAUUGCGGAGUUUCAGGGAACUCGAAUGAAGUUCGACUAG
This is a messenger RNA of Paraglomus brasilianum, 1851 nucleotides long. NCBI's taxonomy places the organism in Eukaryota, Fungi, Glomeromycota, Glomeromycetes, Paraglomerales, Paraglomeraceae. The record is from the annotation of a GenBank genome assembly.